Branchiostoma belcheri (Belcher's lancelet) is the source of this 1434-nucleotide messenger RNA. RefSeq names its product B-cell lymphoma 6 protein-like. Gene Ontology annotation, molecular function: RNA polymerase II transcription regulatory region sequence-specific DNA binding; DNA-binding transcription factor activity, RNA polymerase II-specific. NCBI's taxonomy places the organism in Eukaryota, Metazoa, Chordata, Leptocardii, Amphioxiformes, Branchiostomatidae. The record is from RefSeq and is a predicted model, not a curated record. Gene Ontology annotation, cellular component: nucleus. The coding region runs from base 109 to 1434 and encodes 441 amino acids. The transcript has 2 exons. Gene Ontology annotation, biological process: regulation of transcription by RNA polymerase II.
CUUUGACCUGGGUGUGGUUUGUGUCAGCCAUAUUUGUUCUAGGACGUCGACGUCUUGGCUUUAAAUUCACCUUCUUCUGACGGCGUGGCAACAAAUCAGACCUUCAGCAUGCCUGGACAACAUGAGGUGACCUGUGGCCUGUCACGCGAGGUGACCAUAUCAGUCCUCCCCAGACUCAACAUGGAGGAGCUGAUAUAUGAACUCAACAGAAGGGUAAAAAACCUGGACAGAGAGAACAGCAUCAAGGACAGACUGGUCGGCAUCCUUAGGGAUGUCAUGUUAGAAGAAUACCGUCAGUCAGAAAGGAGAUCAAUUUCAGAUGUAGAUUUUUCAAACCCUGUGAUCGUACCUCGAGAGAAACGUACCAAAAGAAUCAUGCGCGAGAAUGCCCCGACCGCGUACGCUGAAACAAUGUCGUCAAGUCCUGGCCCCUCGCGGCAACGGUCUGGGCUGGACGUUGCGAUGAACCCGGAAAAUAACGAUACAAGAAGUGAAAAUCGCAUGAAUGCAAAGGAAGCCGAGCUUAAUACAGACCAGGCACAGCUGCAACAAGAGCAGCUUUGUGACGUUCCCAGUCCAAGUUCAUCAACACUUCCUUCAGAAGAUACCCCUCCAACACAAGUAAACACCACAGCAGACUCCCCCAUUGUCAUCAAAGAAGAACCCUUUGACAUGACAACUGAGGACGGAGAAACUAGAGCUUGUGAUGAUGAUGCCAACGUUGACUCCCCUACUCUGGGCACGCACGUGUUCAAUAUAAUGAAUCCAAUGAGUUCUUCUUCUUACCCGAAGAAUCCUCUGGGAGGGAACAAAUCGCGUGAGAAAAUAUCCACAGCCUCUCAGCAGCCAAAUCCAGACCACAGUGACGUACGCCAGUGGGAAUGCCACGUGUCUGAAGACGAUAGAAUCAGGCAAAUAUAUCAACCGUCCAACCCAGAUAAUGCUGUAAGUUUUCCUGAUGACAGAGACACAGGUUUCGUCGACACCGGACAUGAACAGAGUAACGUCCAACGUGACCAACCCAGCAAUUUCCCAACUUACGACAACAGGCCAUCUCUUGUUCCCAAUGAUAAUAGUAUGCAAAACAAUUUCAAACCCUAUAAGUGUAACCAGUGUGGAUUUAGAUCGAUGUACCCGCACAAUCUGAAGAAGCACAUGAAACAUCACACGGCUGGAAAACGUUUCAUGUGCAAUGAGUGCGGCUACAGGGCCUACGACAAGUACCGGCUGGUGGAACACACGAGAACACACACUGGGGAGAAACCUUACAGCUGUGAUAUGUGCGACUACAAGGCCGCGUUUAAAAGUCAAAUAAUGAAACACAUGAAGAAGAAUCACAUGACUGUGAAACCCUACAGCUGUGGAAUUUGCGACCACAAGACUUAUCAAGCCUCAGAUAUGAAACUCCACAUGAAAUGCCACGCACUUGGGUAA